AUGAUGCGAGAUCCGCGUCGCCGGAGCCCAGAGAGCUCUCGGCGGCGAAGAACAGACCGCCGUGAUCUUCGCGAACAGCUCGCCGCCGCUGACGAGAGCAUCAUAUCGAGCAUCCCCGGCCCAUCACAUAGGCCCCAAACACAACAGCAGCCCUUGCCGCAAAUGUAUUCGCAAUCGCAAUACUCCCAAUCCUACGUCGAACCUCAGAGAUACCCCGAACCCGAGACACAUGCCGCCCCUUCUGAAAGAUACCCCGAUCCUCAGCGAUAUGGCGAGCCACAACGAUACCCACACCCUGAUCAGCACCAACAACAGCAGUACCCCCCAUCUGAUGUCUUCGUCCAGCCUCUAGGAUAUGGCGAACCUGAACGACAUGUCCAACCGCAGGGGUACCAAGGACACCGCGAGCCCGAGAGGAUGCGCCCGCGAGGCGGAUCGAGUGCUUCCUCGUCGUCUUCGACAUCGUCCUCCAUGCUCAACAUCUCAGCCAAGAGCCCCAAGUUUGGUGGCCUCUUCAACACAUUCUUUAGAGCCCCUUCUGAGCAGCGCAAACGUCGUAGGCGGAAGAAACAUAAAGCCCGCAUACUCUCCUUUGGCAAUUCCUCUUCGUCCUCGGUUAAUUCCGACAUGGCUUACGGUCGUGGCUAUAUUGACCGCGAUAAGAGUCAGCAAGCGAGCCCGAGGCCGCAAGCCUACGCGAGUCCUUCACUGUACCGCACUGAGCCAGCUGACACCCGUCACCAACCACCCCCGGUGCCUCGCGAUAAGACCGACGAAGAAAUUCUUGAGAUUGGGCGCCAACUGCAAGACAUUGCGCGGAGGCAAAACGAGCAUGAUCUCAAGUCGGCUGCCAAGUCGCGGACAUCCCAGUUGGCCGGUACCGCGGCCGGUGCCGCCGCCGCCGCCGCCGCUUUCAGCCACUUCCAUAGUAAGAGUAAGAGCGACAGUAAGACUAGAGGAUCUGGCACUUCUAAACCUAAUGAAAACGCAUCCUCCUCGGACGAUGAUUGGGAAUCGGCGUCCGAAGAUGAGUCUACUACGGAUGAUUCAGACAACGGCCUGGCAUAUGGCUCCGCCAUCAAGCCGUCCAAGUCGGCAAGAAUUUCGACGGAGCCCCCGGAGCAGAUCAAGCCACCCCAGCGGAGGAGUACUAUUGUGGACCCGCGUCUCUUCGGCCCCGUAAACUCUCUUCGCGGCGCCGUCAAAAGCCCAUGCGGCUUCGGCGAGGAAGACCCCCGGUCCGCUGGUUCUUCCCGCCGCCACCACGAAGAGACGGUAGCACAGGUCGAAUCACCCAAGACCGGGAAACAGCCGAUGCAGCGAAUCUAUCCCGUGCCGACGUCGGAUCCGGAUAAGUUCGACUACGACCGUAGCUCUGUAACCUCAUCCCGCCAAGAUGUUCCCCAGCGUGCCCGACCUGAGCCGGUCCCUAUUCAGCAGCCCAUUCCCAUUGUCCCUCUCCCAUCUAAGGUUUACGAUGCAGAGAGAUUCGAGGAGGAGGAGGAGGAGCGCCGGAGCUCCAAGCAACCCCGCCAGCUACCCAAAGGGAGAAGUGCUGCCGAGAAUGCCAUCGCUGGCGUAGGCGUCGCCGCCGCGGCUCUCGGUGCGACCAUGGCUGCUAACCGUAGAGAUCCGGGCGAGUACCUCGAACAUCACAACGAUCGUCGAAGCGAAGUGCGGGACUACCGUCGGGAGGAUUUCCACGAUUCCUGGCAAAGCCGCCGCAAAGAGGAUGAACCCGAACGUCCAGUAAGGAUCGAGCUGGAAGACCGCGACCCUCGUGAUCAGAGCUACGCCCGCCGGCCACAUCGACGCAAUAACGUCGAGAUCAUCGACGACCGAGACAAGCAUCGCACCGGUCGUUCUGAUCCCGCCUAUGAGGCCUUGAAGAAGCCUGACGUCAAGACUGACCCUCGCCCGGAGGUGUACAAGCUACCCCAAGGUGACGAGAUUCGAGUGGAGUUUGACCCAAAAGAUGACCGCCGGCCACGUGAGGAACCCAAGGAACCUCGUAGGGAUGACCGUAAGCCGGUGGUCGUGGAUGAACGCCGGGAUGCGAAGCGGGUAGAGAAGCCGACUGAGUCGCCCCGAGAGAAACAUGGGGUGGAGCAUCCCGAGGCCCCCAGUGCACAAGCCCCUAUUGACCCUUUCCAGUUCCAGGUCGCUGAUGAUGCCUUCCAAACGCCAAAGUACGCCACCCCAAAGAGGCCCUUGACUCCCCAGGUCGUGACCGUUGACCGCGAACCCAACUUUGACGACUCUCCGCCAAGAAAGCCCGACUACUCCGAAUCCCGAAUGAGCCGCAAAGACUCCUUUGAACUCGAGAAGCGCUUGGAGCAGUAUCAGCAAGGAGCACGAGACCAUUCCCGGACCCCUGAGGCACGCCACCGGGGGGACUCGCUCCAAGAAGAACAGCACGCUGCAAAGUCCAUCUACGACGAGGCAAAGCAUGCUACUGUGCCGAUAGCCGCAGCUGCCAUUGCGUCUGCCAUCGCCGUGGAAGAGGAGAGAUCGCGCAAGCACCGCAACGAUCAUGUGACCGAGGAUGGGUCCCGCGAUAGAUCUCGAGCCACCAAGGACGCGGUGCAAGAAGAGGCCGAUAGGUACUACCGUGAGAUUGCCAUCGCCCGCAAGAUUGCCAAGGACGAGAUUCGCUCACGCAGCGCGUCUCCCCAUGACGGGUCCGUCGUUGGCAAGUGGCAGGACCACGAUGAAGGGCCUGAUAUCGUCACGAUUGUAACGCCGCCGCAGAUGGACCACCCCCAUGACAAGAGCCCGUAUGACGCGCCCAACGCUGAUGUUCGUAUUGAUCAUGUCAUCAUCCCUGAUGAGCUUUCCCGCUUCCGCCUGCCCUACGGCCAGCUCGAUUCUGGCGCACAACCGAUUUUCCAAUCUCGCGAUCCUUCUGCCGAGCGUGAACGACCGCUGCUGAACCUCGUCCUUCCCACACCCGUUGUCACGCCACGCCACACGCCCGCCCCUGAGAAGCAAAGAGAAGAACAGCCCUCCAGCAGAACAAGGAAUUCUGAUCAAUCUAGAUCGGUUGAAGCACCUGAUGCGCCUUCAUCUAAAGCCGUCCCUGCAGCUGACAUUGUUCUUGGGCCUAGAGGUGAGGUCGUGGAAAGGCCAACGACACCCACAGCUAAGUCAGUCAGUUGGGGCGAAAAUGAGACGAAGAGCUUCCAGAUUGAGAGCCCAGAGCCUCCGAGAAAGGCGCCGUCCAGCACUUCUAGCAAGUCGAAAAAGAAGAAGAAACUCGGCAAGAGCUCACCAUGGGGCAUCAUCGCGGCAGGCGUUGCUGGUGGAGCUGUAGCCGCUGCAGUCUCCGAAGCCCCCGAGAUGCGCGAUCCUUUCGAAAGCAAGCCGGAAGAAGACAGGGAGAGACACAGUCCCCCAGAAUCACCCAAGUCUCGUAGCGUUGAGCCUAUGUCGCCCAUUCUUGAAUCUGCUCCGCCCAAGCUUACCACAUCGUUUGAGGAUGAGGCGGACUUGCCUCCGGCCCCCGGCCCAAAGCCGUCUAGCCCUCAAACAUCUAGAAUGCCUGGCGCCUUUGCGGAUGAUUUAGAAUUUGCGUCUGUGCUGGCUGCUGGUCUCCAAGACACUGGAUUUGACCCGAACAUUGUUAUUGAUAACCCCACCUAUAUGCGACGCGACAGUCCACCAGGACAGAGUGAGCCGGCUGUCUAUCAGCAGCCUUUCGCGGAGACUGUCACCGACCUGGGUAUAUAUGGGCCUGAUCAUACCCAUGAUGGGCCCAUUACGAUCGAUCGCGGCUUUGUCAUCGGCGAAGUGCCAGACACGCCAGUGGUUGAGAAGCAGUUGAACAACGGGCACGCGACCGACUCCCCUCGCGAAAUAGAGCGCCGUGACAAGGGCAAGGCCAAAGAACCACCCUUCAUAGAGCAGGAGCCGCCAGUUGAAGAAGCUCAGCCGUCGAGGAAGCUGAGUAAGAAGGAGAAGCGCAAGCAAAAGGCGUCGAAGAGGCAAAGCCUCGAUAGCACGUUACCCGGAGAGACAUACGAUACCCCCGAGUCCAGAUCACAACCUGAACCUACUCCUUCGUCUGCAACAACCCCUGUUUACCGAAGACCACACGGCUAUUAUGACGUUCCCGAAGCCACACCACAAGCUGAGCCCAACCCCUUCGCACCGAUGGACCACGCCUACGGCAGACCUCAUAGCUAUCACGAUGUCACUGAAGCUGCACCCCAACCUCCGCCAGCUCCUUAUUCGCAAACCAUGGCCCCCUACGAUAGACCUAACAGCUACGACGGUGAGCCUCCUAUAGCUUACCGAGAUCAGCCUGCUCCCUUUGCAGAGACGGGCCCUCCUUACGAGAGGCCACGCAGCUACUACGACACUCCUCAAAGCCCAGAGACCGUUGUGGCGCUUGGCCCAAAGACUCGUGGGUCCCAGGACGCACCUACCUGGGGUUUGCCCGCCUCUUCUGGGGCAACGAACCCUUAUGGUGAGACUCCCGCCUCUGGAGCAGUGGACCCCGAAGCCGCCCCAGCAGAUCAUGAGGCCUCUCCAUCUACGAAAACGAGCAAGAAAGACAAGAAAAAGAGUCGAGCCUCGAGAUCUGACAUCGUAGUCACGUACGAUGAUGAUGAUGAUGAGCCAACAGCCCAAGAGCCAUCUUCUUAUAACGAACCGAGCACUUCCCGCGAGAAGCUGCCCGAGAGGGAGUUGUACCGAUCCAGUGAGCCUCACGAGACUGGCGAAGAUGCGUGGGAGGAGUCUGCGAAGAAGAAGAAGAAGUCCAAGAAGUCCAAGCAGAGCUCAGAUGAAUGGACAGAUGUGGAGAAACAGAGCGAUUACACUGCGACUCCAACGGUCGAACGAAACAACACUCGCGAUGAUCUUGAAGGAUGGGACGAUGUUCCGGCCAAAUCUCAGCGGGACCGUUCCAAGUUCGAAGAACGAGAUGUGAGCUCUGUGGUGUCUGAUCCAUCGAGCAGGCGCGAGAAGUCCGACCGCCGUUCCAAGAGCAGCCGGAACGAAGACCGCGACGUGAGCUCCGUAGUCUCUGAUCCUGCAAGCCGGCGUGACAAAUCGGAACGUCAACCUCGAAGCAGCCGGUACGAUGAGGCAGACGCGAGUUCUGUGGUCUCUGACCCCUCGAGCCGACGUGAGAAAUCUGACCGUCGGUCCCGGAGCAGUCGGUUCGAUGAUAGGGAUGUUAGUUCAGUUGUGUCCGAUCCCGCAACACGGAGCGAAAAGUCAGAACGCCGCUCCAAAAGUCGCCGUGAGGACUAUCGGGACCCAGUCUCUGACCGUUCGUCUCGACGUGAGAAGUCUGACCGACACUCCAAUGGCCCUCGCUACGACGACGAUGCCAAGUCGGUGGUGUCCGAAAGCUCUGAACGCAAGAGACGUAGCCGGGACGACAAGAAGAGUCCCAAGGAAGAGGAGAAGCGCAGUAGCGGCUUCUUCAACAACCUGUUUGGAAAUAGGAGCAGCAAGGAUGUAUCUGGCAAGGAUGAGAAGUCGUCUUUUUUAGAUAAUGCCGGCACCCUUGGCGCGGGUGCCGGCUUGGCGAGCGCCGUGGCAGCUUUGGGCUCCAUGAUGUCCCGCUCCAACGCCACCGAACCGCAGUUGGAAGAGUCGUCAGAUGCUCCUCGAUAUCGCGAGAGAUCCGCCAGUCCCCCGCGAGACGUUGACAUUGUCGAUCCUGAGAUCGUGCCGCGGACUAUUAGACCUGCCAUCGAUCCUCAGUACGGAGACUUCCUCCCUCUGCCACCCAGCCCAAUGCCGCCCAGUACCCCUGGCUCCCCUACCCAGACAGAUCUGGAUGAGCUUCCCGCCUUGCCCGACAGCCGGCCGGAGACGCCACCAGAAGAGCGUAGGCGCCAGCACGACUCCAAGACGCCAAAGACACACGCGCGCAAGCGCAGCAAUAUGGAGACACCGACUAGAAGCCCAAGUCAGACUGCUGUUCCCUUCAAGCUGCGACUGGGGCAGAGGUCGGCGCCGUCGUCUCCCGGCACCUUUGGAGUCUCGCCCGCCACUUCCCCAGCGGUGCCGACGUCCCCCGAAACCACGCACAUCACCCCUCCGCACCCCGCUUCCCUUUCCAGACGCCCCUCGAGGCCCAUAUCGUGGGAGAGCAGUCGAGAAAUCAAGCCCCUCUACUUGCUCGAGCAGGCUCGUCAGGAAUCCGCAGCUCAGUCGAUGGAGCCACCCGUCGAUUUCCCCGAGCUGCCUCCGAGCGAGCCGUCCUCGCGGGAGUCUCCCGCACCGGAAUUCGCGCUGCGCGAUGACGAUGUGAACUAUUUCCAUCAGCUUCAGGCAUCGCCCUUUGAGCCUGACCUUCGCCUUGACACGGAUAUGUCAUAUUAUCCCGAACAUGCGAAGCGUCGUUUCAGCUCGCAGGAAACUACGCCAAAGGCAGAACAUGCAAUCCAGCAUGCUGGUGCCAUGUUCGAUGCGGCAUCGCCUGGUCUGCACGUCAUUCCAGACGCUCCAGACGCCACCCCUCGACGAUUGGAUCUCUCAAAGCAUGAGCUUGAGGACCUACCCGUUCUUCCUGCCAGUCCGUUGAUGUCGCCGACAUUGAGUCAAGGACCUGCUUCAGCAGCAUUCAUUUCUCAGGAGAGAGGCUUGCCAGACCCGGCAUCACCAGCCCUUCCUCCAGUUGCGGGAUCUGCCAUCACCCCGCCGGAGUUGCAAGACUUGCCGCCGCUUCCUGCCAGCCCCGUUGCAUCCCCAGCGACGGCGAUUGCUAGCCCUAUUCACCAUUCGGACAUUCCGGAGGCUAAGCUAGACCAGCUACCAGCUCUCCCCGACAGCCCUGCCACGUACGCAUCUGAGGAGCCCGAGCCGGAACAAGUAGAGACCACGUCCAAAGAAAGAAAAACACCAUCAAGCCCCACGCCUAACAGCUCUCGCGACGUUGCCGCUAUUUUGACCGAGGUUGAGUAUGAUGGUCACUCUAGCUCUCGCGAUGCUGCUAUUGGCGCUUUGUUGGGAGGUGCCGCGGCUGGUCUAGGGGCUGCCUACCUCGCAGACCAUGCCAGGACCCAAGACAACCCUACAGAGAUUGACCAAGAAGCAAAGGCCUUGGAAUCUCCCGAGCCAACGAUGCCACCGCUGGUUGAAGGGAAGAAGUCCAAGAAAGACAAAAAGAAGAAGAAGAAGGGCAAGGGUGCUUCAGUCGACGGUCCCUCUUCAGCUGAGCCUACUCCCGUUCUUGCGACAGAUACCGAUGGAGGCUUAGUGUCAAAUGAGCCUCUUGCAAUCGGCUCGAUAGAUGAGGACUUCUUGCCGUCAAGCGACCAUGCACGCACCAUGCCGACCGAAGAGCCGACCUUUGUCUCAACUGAAGCUGUUCCCGCUUCGCCAGUCGAUAGGGCUACGGAGCAGCCAGCCGAGGUUCCUUCAGUCGAAAUCUUCUCGAAUGAGCCUACUAGCGCGGACGUUUUGCCGCCACUGCCUGCUGCAUCUGCCGACGAAGACGCGCUUCUAUCAACCGAGUUUGCUCCCUCAGUUCAGCGUAUCGAUGAUGCGCUGCUUUCAACCAGGGAGAUUCAGUCUGUAGCGCCAAACGAUGAGGCCCCCGUCGCGGUCGAGGAGGUUCCAUCUGUGCCCAGCGAUGGUGCUGAUGCUGGCAAAUCCCCAGCAGAAGAAAGCGUCUCUGUGGGUCGCAAUGCUCUGGUCGACGAAACAGCCCUCGAACCUGCCACACCCGAGCCUUCCCCCGAGGACAGCGCGCCCGAGAAGAAGCUGUCCAAAAAGGAAAGAAAGCAACUCAAGAUCAAGAAGGCUUGGGAGCAGGCUCAGGCCGAGAUGCAGGAGCUCGAACGAUCCGGUGGGUCGACCGAGCAGAAUAGCAAGGCCACCUCCGAAGCAGACACGACGCCGCCCUCCGCUUCUGCGCCCAAGUUUGAGCAGACUGCGAAGACGACUGAGGUUGAACGAGCUGCGGCUAUCCCGUUGCCGGAAGCCUCGGAUGAGGUUGUCGAUGCUCCUCUGGACUCUUUGGCUGAUGUCGAGUACAAGCCUGAGAUCGCCAUCGACACAGAGGGACAGUCGACUCCCCUUACCGUGCUUGAAGAGGCGGCGGCUAUCCCCCUACCGAAGGCCUCGUCCGACGAGACCUUCGAGGCUCCCUUGGACUCUCUUGCCGAUGUCAAGCACGAGCAUGAGAUCGCUUUCUACACAGGGGCUACGUCAACUUCCCUGCCAGUUCUUGAAAAGGCUGCAGAGGCCCGUGAGGUCAAGCAGACUCCGGCUGAGCCGCUCCCUGAGAACGUCCAAGAGAUGCCUUCGUUGGAUACGAAGGAGCCCUCAGAACAGGUCAAGGCUGAAGAGCAAGUCAAGUUCGAGGAGAAGCCUAAAGUUGAAGAGGAUCCCUUUGCCGGCUUGAGUAAGAAGCAGAAGAAAAAGAAGAUGGCAGCCAUGGCUGCCGCCGCCACCGCCGCCACCGCCGCUGCCAUCGCUACUACCGAAGCUGACGCCUCUGAAGCCAAGACCGCCCCCAUCUCUUCAAGCCCUCCACCCGGAGCUAUCUUGGAGCCACUAUUCGAUGCCAAAAAGGCUACGGAGACCACGGAAGCCGAAAGAGCUGCGGAAGUGCCUCUCCCUGAACUCUCGGAGACCGUUCUGGAAACUUCUUCUGAGCCAGUAGAUGCUACCAAGGAGAAAGAGUUAUCCGAAGCCGAAAUAGCUGCUGCUGUUCCACUCCCCGAGCACGUCAAUGAGUCGCUGGAACCGUUGAUUGAACAGGCUAAGCCUGAAGAGCAACCAGUGGUUGACGUGGAUCCCUUUGCUGGCUUGAGCAAGAAGCAGAAAAAGAAGAAGAAGGCUGAGGCUGCUGCUGCUGCCGCCGCCGAAGCCACUGAAACCAGUAAAACGGUGGAAGUAGAGCAGCUUACCGUCACGCCACCCUCGGAGUCCGUCGAAGAAACACAGUUGGCUGUUGAAGCGACUGCUGCUGCUGAAACCAACCCCUCUCAAGCUAAGGAACCAACCGAGCCUGAGCAGCUUGUAGCCACUUCUCUCGCGGACGUGGAGGAGAAGCAGCCUGAAGCAGAACCAGAGCAGCCCAAGGUGGAUGAAGACCCGCUUGCGGGUUUGAGCAAAAAGCAGAGAAAGAAGAAGCUGGCUGCGAUGGCCGCCGCGGCCGAGUUGGCUGCCGCAAAAGCUAGUCCUGCCCAAGCCAGUGAGAUUCCCAAGGCUUCAGAGUCUAUUCCAGAACCUCCUCAGGUCCCUUCUGCCGACGGCCAGGAGAUCAAGGAUACGAAUGAAGCCGAACAACUCCCAGUACUCCCUGUCACCGAGGUACCAGUCACCGUCACGAUCAAAGAUGUGGCCCAAGAGCCAGUGCCUAAGGCCAAUGUUCUGAAGGAGGAAGUCGAGGCUGAAUUUCCUGCUACUUCCUCAACUCCUGAUUCUUCAGUCCCUGACACUAAGAAGGGUAAAAAGAAGAAGAAGGGGAAAAAGUCUAUGGAUGUGACAAAUGAGCCUCUACCAUCUAGCUCGGCCCCUGAGCCCUUGACUGUCUCUUCUGAAUCAGGCACUCCCGCACCAGAUAACGAAGCUAGGUCCCUGAACGCUGCUGGCGACACUGUGCCCGAACAGCGAGAGUCAAUUGUCACCACGAACGAGGUCCAAGACCCCGGUUCCGUUUCCGAGGCACCAGAGAUUAAGUUAAGCGAGAUCCAAGACAAGUUGCUUGGCCAGCAAUAUGGCCAAGGCUCAGAGGAAAAGCCCAUUGCGCUAUCGGGAUCACCACCGCACCACUUCGAGUCCAACGACAAGUCACUUGACUUAUCUGAUAGCUUGGCUGAGCAGCAGACUGUUACUCUUGGCCAAAAUGACAAACCCGCCGACGCCGACAUGACCAUUCCCGAAGCGCAGCCUGCACCUUUGGCACAGGAGGAAGUCUCACCCAACCCGGAAGACGAUCCAUGGCAGCUAGAUGAGGACCCCUGGCAACAGCAGCCUUCUGUCUCUGGCCUAGCAGACAUCUCUGCUGCAGAGAGCAAUGAGGCUUCACAACAACCGGCAGCCGAACAAAUCACUGACGAGAUCUCUGUCGAAUCGCGUGGGGCAGAGGAUCCAGCUGAGAUUUUCUCUGCGCCGUUAUCCAAGAAGCAGAAGAAGAAGCUGAAGAAGUCCAAGAACGACCAGACUGCAGAAACUGAAGAUGUGAUUGAAGCUGACGCAAAGCCUUCAUUUACCGAAAUAGCCGCGAGCACAGAACCUUCUGCAUCAGGCUUGGACGUCGGACCAAACGAUUACGACACCUCUCAAGCUCUCUCCGCGGAGGCUGUCGUCGAUAACACAACGGCGAAAACGCCUGUUGUGAAGACACCCGAGGAGACGUCUGCUUUACCCAAUGCCGAACCAGAUGCUACUACUGUUCCUCUUCCAAGGGAAGAUGACAUCGCUGAGCAGGCACCUGAACAAGCUAUUGCCGAAGCGGAUGCUGCGGCAGUGCCUCUUCCGGAGGAUGUUGCCGAAAAGACUGACGAAGUACCCGAACCAGCUUCGGCUGAGAGGGAUGCUGCCGCGGUACCACUUCCGGAAGAUGUCACUGAGGAAGCUUCCGUUCCCGCCCUUGAAACUUCUGACAAUGUGCCAGCUGUCGUAGACGACAGCGCAACGGCAACUUCUGAGCCUCCUAUUCUGAGCGUGAUGUCGCCACCGGCUGAGCCCGUUCAAUCCGAAGCGUCCGGGAAGAGGAAGAAAAAGAAGAAGAAGGGCAAGGGUACCUCGCUGUCGCAGUUGGACGACGUGAUGUCAUCCGAGUCGACGCCUCUGCAAUCCCCAGGCGUUCAGACUCCUACCACUGAGGUCCCUUCUACUAAGGCUACUACUACUGAGACUCCCGCCUCCGAUGUCCGUGUUGGUGAAGCUCCCGCCAUCGACACCCCGGCGUUCGACGCCUGGGGAAUCGAGAGUCCUGCUCCCGAGUACUUUGCCGACGCCCCUACCACUGAGGUCCCCUCUGUUCAGGCUCUUUCUAUCGAGACUCCUGCCGUCGAGACUCCUGCCGUCGAGACUCCUGCCGUCGAGACUCCUGCCGUCGAGACUCCUGCCGUCGAGACUCCUGCCGUCGAGACUCCUGCCGUCGAGACUCCUGCCGUCGAGACUUCCGUCGAGACUCCGGCUGCCGAGACUCCGGUUGUUGAGACCCCGGAAGUUGAGACUUCGACCACUGAGGCUUUGCCAUCGCAACCUCUCUCAGCUGAAGGCUUCGUCACUGAUAAGGCAUCCACUGAAGAGCCAGCGGCCGAGGCAUCCGUCUCAGAAGUUCCAACCAUAGAGACAGUCGCCGAAGACCUAUCCAGUGGAAACAAUAUUACCGAUGCCGACGCCUUUGAACCCAUCCGCGCGAACGCACAGCAAUCGGAAGAUACCGUCCUGCAGACCAACAAGCCAGACGUACCGGCUGAAACGGGCCCUUCCACAGCAGAGGCUCCUGAGACUCCUACCUCUUCUACCCUUCCCGCCGAGCAACCGCAAGAUUCGACUCCGACCGAGGAGACUUCCAAGUCCUCUAAGAAAUCAAAGAAAAAGAAGAAGAAGGACAAGAAGGCAGUCGAAGAGGACCCGGAAGCUAGCACAGUCGUCAACGAUGAGCUCCCUAUCGCACCUGCAGACAUCGCUUCAUCUAACUCAGCUACUGACGAGAAAUCCCCUGUGAUUGAUGCGCCAGAUGAGCAGAAAUUGGUUGACACAGCCGAUCAAUUCCAGCCGAUCGAUGUCAACGUAGCAAAUUUCGCCGCGGAGGAGACAGCUCAAGCGGGAUCUCAAACGUCAGCAAUGACAGAAAGCCAGGACGAAGCCUUCCUCACACCUCCGCAAGAUCCUGCCACUCCUAUUAGUCCGGAUGAGGUUUUCGAGAAUGCUUCUCAGGAGCCGACGUUGGUCGACAGCCAAACUGCUUCACUUGACUUCAAACCGCAAGAAUCAUUCGCCGAGGACCAGCAGAACCGUGGUCUGGACUCUCCAAUUGAAUCGGAAGCACCAUCAUCCAAUAAGAGCAAGAAGAAGGCCAAGAAGGCUGCUGCUGCUGCCGCUGCCGCUGCAGCCGCCGCUGUCGUCGCAUUGGAACCAACUGUUGAGGACGCCGCCAAGGAUUCGGACAAGAAGGAUACAAUGGACGAGAAGGUUACGGACGAGUCGAUCCCAGACAAGACAAUCACGGACAUUGGAGACUCGAACACAAUUUCAGACAAGACUGGGGAGAUGGAGCAAUCAUCGCAAGAACCCCCCGCGAGCGGAGAAUUCGCUACGGACAGCAAGAUUUCAGAGGAGGCAGACCCAGGACCAACUGUUAACAAAAAGGGAAAGAAGAAGAAGAAGGGCAAGAAGUCUUCCACCCUGGACCCGGAGAGUACCCUCGAAAACUCGACAGAUGUAGCGAAUACAAGAGAACAGUCCGCUUAUUUGACCUCUCCAUCGGGAGAGCUUAGCAGUGACGAAAUCCCCUUCCCGCAAGCAGAUACGUCGACAGAGGCUGAGUGGCCGACUGCUACAACUGCGGGCAAGAAGAAGAGGAAAUCCGUGACCUGGGCACCUGAACUGGAGUCUUUCUCGACCAUUGUUGAGCCUGAACUGCCUCAUAAAGACGAAGCUGGCUCGGAGACGGCAAGCAACACGGAAAGCGAUUCCAUCAUUGAGGCAUCCACUGCAACCGAGCUAAGCUCGGCUGAGGAUGCUUCAAAGACAGGGGACUUGCCCGAAGCAGGCAGUCAAGGCGACGUUUCGGCCUCGCAAGGCAUCGAUAUCGACCAAACAGCCACGCCCGGAGCGGAGAAGGAUCUCGACUCCGAUGGCCAAGCACAGAUGCACCCUGCAAUCGAGGCUUUGCCCACACUGCAAGACACCACCCCGACCCCCGGCGACGAAGUUCCGUCAUCUGCUGGGCUGAACACAACGCGGGGAGUUGCAGGCGAGCCAAUGGACCUUCAGCCUGAACAGCCCUGGUCUGCGUUUGGGGAGCCUUCAGCGACUGCGUCUUCCAGUGAGGGCGGCGCAGAAGUGGCCAACGAGAAGGGCGGUGAGACAUUAGAGCGGGAGGUGGACGCGGAGCAGGUGGCUAGCACCCAGGCUGGUGCAACAUCGGUCCCCGAAGCUGCGGGCCGCCCUGACACCAUUGACGAACCAUCAACGGGAACCAACGCUCAAACGGGAGAGGUCGGCAGCCAGGACCCCGGCCUGCAUGUGGGUGUGGAGCCGAUUGACGACAAAUCACUGGAGAACACGCAAAACGGGCGGAUAGCGGAUGCCCAACCCGUGGGACCGGCCCUCACCGACUCGGCCCUGGAGGCUGGAGGUCCACUUUUACCCCCGGUCAUAGCCUUGGCGAAUCAAGACACAAACACGGAGAUCCCCCAACCUCUAGGACAGACCCUUUCGGAAGACGUCCAACUAGACAAGAUCUCAAACGUCGAAAAGAAAGAAGAAAAGAAGGACCAGCGAAAGGAAUUCGAUCCUCUCGCGGCCAAUGCUGAACCCCCGGGCCAGUCAGACAAUUCGGAAUCGUUGGGUCAACCGAUCACUCCGGAGCCGCAACUAGAGCCGCUUUCGGAGACCCUCCCCAGCGUUGAAUCGACAGGGGACCCGAGCACCGCCCAGGACCCCGACCAGACCGAGUUACAAGCCGGUCAGGGAGACGACAUUGGUUCUGAGCCCUCAAGCUCGAGCAAGAUGUCCAAGAAGGACAAGAAGAGCAGCAAAAAGAAGACCAAGGCCGCAGCUUCCGAACCAAUCCCUCAGGAUGAUGUCCAAAAUCUCAAGUCACAGAUUGUGGACGACGGAGCCCCGGCUGUCAAGGCCAUUGAUGAACAGGUCCAAGCAUCGGAACAGGCGGGGCCGGAACCCUCGCUGCCCGUUGCGGACGCCCUGGAGGCGGCCGCCGUAACAGAAGCAAUUGAGGCUGGCGAGGAUGAAUGGGCAGUUCAGCCAGCUGGCAAAAAGAGUAAAAGAGACAAGAAAAAGAAGGCCGCAGCUCAAGCGUCUGCUGUAGUGGAAGAGAAAAGCACCGAGUCUGCACCUGAAACGCGCGAGAUUGCUGCUGAGGCGGAAGCUACUUUGCAAUCCUCAGGUGUGGAUGAAGCCUCCAGGGAGGAUGAUACUGGUGACCACCAGCCAACCCACGUGGGAACAACAGAGGUCCCCACGGAUGUUCUGGGAAGUGCAGAGUCCAAGAAGAGUGAAGAGACGCAAAUCCCUGCGGAAAGCAUAUCGGAGGAGGUUCAAAGUUCAUUACUAUCAACAACAAAAGAUGAGCUGCUAGCCGAACCCGCAGAGGCUGACAUCAAUGAUUUUGAGCCGACCAAGAAAAGUAAAAAGGACAAGAAAAAGAAGAAGAAGCAGCAAAGCCUUCAAUUGGAUGAUAGUCGGGAACUUCCUCAGUCGCCGACUCAACUAGAGGAGUCAUCUGAACACCAAGAAAGGGCGACCCCAUCUGCUUCUCCUGAUGACGUCUCGUUGCCUGACGACACAGCACAGAAGCCUUCUGAAGAUGGUCGUGCUUCAUUGGAUACGGCACCUGAAGACCUGCCAAAGGCCGAUGCCCAGGACGACCUGAAGUCUGAGGAAGCACCUCCGACCCAAGACUCAACAGCAACUUUGCAGCCUACCGACACGGAAGUAGGAGCCUCCCUCAACCCUACGACUGAAGAACCUCAAGUCAGUCAGGAAACACCAUCAGAGCCUCUCAGCCAAACAGAUCCUACUCCAGCGGCGACGAUCGAGACGCCUGCAGAUAGCACCAGUGCACUGCCGGAAGAAGAACUCCCGGCUGUUACGAGGAAGUCUAGGAAGGACGAGAAAAAGAAGAAGGAUCUCGCUUCUAGCACCCCCGAUGAGGCGCCAGCGACGUCGUACCCGGAGCCUGUGGCCAAGGAAAUUGACCUGCUGGACGUAAUGCAGACUUCCGAGCCGUCAACCAUGCCUGCCGUUGAACCGGCCGCAGAAGAGUCAAGCUCCAAAGCAUCGGAGGACGUAACUAUCCCAUCAGAGGUAGCAGUAAUCACCGAGUCAAGAGCCAUCACUCCCGAGGGUCCUGCCAUUGAAGAACAAUGGUCGACGCCUAUAGCGGAAGAGGUCGCCACCUCGAAGAAAUCGAAGAAGGGCAAGAAGAAGGACAAAAAGGACGCUAAGCUUGAUGCUUUGGACGAGCAACUUCCGAUUUUAGAGACAGGAGCUACGCCUUUAUCGAUACCUGUGCUGCAGCAGAAGGAAACUCGCGAGGAAGCCGUCGUUUCUGGUGCCGAGGAGAGUAACCAGCUGAAAGACACAUCGGAAAAGCCCGCACUUCCAACAGAGACUAUCCAACAGACAGGGGUUCCUGCCGAAACGGAGCCCGAGCAAGAAACGACUAUCGAAGAGAAGACGGCACCGGAAUCGGAACAGCCUGAGGUCGAGGAAGAUCCCUUCAAAGACAUGAGCAACAAACAGAAGAAGAACAAGAAGGCAGAGAUCGCUGCCGCUGCUGCCCUGGCCGAGACUGCUACCGAGCCGGUCGUUGUUGCUGAAACCGCUGCCGAGGAGCCUAAGGCGACCACCGAGGAACAAUGUGCCAACUCCGCGCCUGCUGUUGAGAGCCCUGCCGGGGCGCAGUGUACUGAUGGGAACACCAUCGAGGAGACUUCUGUGCCAGAGCCACAACCCACAGAGGAACCAGUGAGUGCCCCAGAGGCUGCAGCGAAGUCAGCGGAGCAGCCAAAGAAUGAGGAGGGCCCGUUCAAGGGUAUGAAUAAAAAGCAGAGGAAGAAGAAGAUGGCCGAGAUGAAGGCGGCCGCCCAAGCUGCUGCCGCUGCUGCCACUGCUGCCGCUUCUGUCGAGGCUGAGAAGACACCGGAAGACAACGCUGCUGAGGAGAAACCUGCCGACGAUACUCCCAUUGAGCUGCACCCCGCAGAGGACGUGCUGGCCGAGGAGAACUCCACCGACGAGACCUCCGCCGAGAAGAAGCCUGCUGAUGGGAAGCUUGCCAAUGAGAAGACGCUUGUCGAAGACACGACCGCUGAUAAGACUCCCAUCCAGUCGUUAAUCGAGAAGCAGCCUGCAUCGGAGCCAGAAGGCGCAGCGGAGCCAGAUAUUGGGUCAGAGCCAGGAUUAGAGCCAGCCAAAAUUGAGGAGGAUUCUUCCAAAGGUCUGCACAACAAGCAAAAGAAGAUGAAAGCCGAGGUAGCUGCCGCCGCUAAGGCCGCUGAGGCCACUGCCGCUGCUGAGGCUGUCUCAGAGGCCCUGGAGUCAUCCUCCAAGCAAAAAGCGGCCGAGGAUGAGAUGCCCGCGACAAUCAAACUUGCCGACGGGGAGCCUGUUGCUCAGGGUGUCGAUACAAAAGAGCCUCCAUCCGAAUCAAAGUCGGUGCCUGAACCGGAGCCCGAGCAGCCUCAAACCAAAGAGGAUCCUUUCGCUGGCCUGAGCAAGAACGGGAAGAAGAAGGAGAUGGUUGCGAUGGCUGCCGCCGAGGCCGAAGCAAAGCCUGUGGAGCAGGUGGUCUAUGAAGACAAGGUUUUCGAUGAGACACCUGCAGAGACUCUCGCCGAGGAUAAGGCUAUUGAAGAGACGCCUGCUGAAGCCCCGGCCGACGAGAAGGUGCCUAUCGACCACAAAGCCACCGAUGAGAAGGAUGUGGAAGACUCUCUUGUUGCAGAGGCGUCCCAGGUCGACGAGGACCCCUUCAAGGGGCUAAGCAGUAAGCAGAAAAAGAAGAAAAUGCGUGAGAUGGCGGCUGCUGCUGCUGCUGUUUCUGAGGCUGCCACUGCUGAAGCUUCACAAGUCUCUAAAGAAAAGCCUGAUGAAGUGGAGUUUGAGAGCAAGGCCACCGAGGAAAUGCCUGCUGAGGAAACGCUUGCCGAGGAGACUACUGAAGAGAAGCCCGCCGAGAAGUCCGAGUCGGAACCGCUAGCCAUCGAAGAGGACCCUUUAAAAGGUCUGAAUAAGAAGCAGAAGCAGAAGAAGGAGAUGGUCGAGAUGGCUGCUGCCGCCGAGGAAGCUACCCCCGAAGCGAAGGACGACCAUCACGACAAGGCCGCCAGCAAUAAUGCAGACAUCCCAUCCGAGCAGUCCCUCGCACCCGAAGCAGAGACUGCUGCGACAUCUGAUGACACUCCCAAGGAUGCGAGCCCAGUACUUAUUGAGGUGAAUCAUGCACCAGAAAAGGCUGAGAGCCAAAACGAUACUUCCGCACCUCCAGAUGUCAAUGUUGAUGAUGAAUCCCCGGUGAUCGGCAAGAAGGCGAAGAAAGACAAGAAGAAGAAGAAGGGCAAGGCCUUGAUCAUGGUUGAGACCGAACCUUCGACUGAGACUAUCACUCAAACGACCGAACCAACCACAGAGCCAUCUGCCGAAGCGGCUGCCGAGCCCAUCCGUGAGCCUUUGAUGAGCGACCCUGUCGGGUUCGUCGAGCACACAGAUGCUGCAGUAGAGGAACCUUCCACAUCAAUGCCAAGUGCUGCAGUUGACCAGCAUGCCGAACGGUCGAUGCAGCUUGAGAACGCCGAAGAAUCUCGUGAGGAGCCAGCCAAAGAGUCAAUCGAAAUGGCGGUAACAGAGAAGUCUUCCCGUGCUGCCCAAGACUCUCCUCAACCUGUGGAGGAUUAUUCAUCCCCGAAGUUGUCAAAGAAGGACAAGAAAAAGAAUAAGAAGGGCAAGCUUCAAGACGACUCGAAAACCCCCUCUGGAACCGCAACGCCCACUGCCGAAGAGCCCUCAGAGCCCGUCGGCGGAUUCGCUCCUGAUGUUAAAGAAGCCACAGGCGCAACUACCACCGAUGCUCCGUCACUGAAACCAACCGAAGCAAGCAAGGAGGAUUCGGUAGCAGAAUCAGUAGCCCAAGGAGAUGCCAUCACUGCAGGCGCAGAAGAGGCGGCAAAGAUGGGUAGCGGGCCAUUUUCUGUGCCUUCUGACGUUGAUGAGGUUAAGGAGAUGCAAUCAGCCGACACAGACUCGCAGACUAUCGCGACAGAGGUUACCACAGCUCCGGUGGAGGAAUCUUCCGCUGAAAAACCUAACAGGACGCCUGUCGAGUUGGCUCCCGUCGAUGGCCCCAUUCAGACACCUAUCGAGGCUUCCAACGAGAGUCCAAACCUCGAAUUCUCAGCCUUCCAGAAGAAGUCGAAGAAGGACAAGAAGAAGAAGAGCAAAACUCAGGAUGACUUUGAGAUCCCAUCGGGAACUGCCACCCCAGCUGAGGAGGCACUUCAGCCCGUGAGUCAACAAACGCAGUUGCCCAAUGUAUCCGUCGAGCCGGCAGAGACUUCUGCAGAUGCCAAAUCACCCGAGGCUGAGCCAAUCUCGGCCCCAAUCGAAGAGGUGGAAGAUCGCUCUAUCGAGAAAACCAUCGCACGAGCACAUAUACCCUCGAACCAACUGGAUACUGCCAUUGAUCCAGAUGCCAUCGCCAAGGAUUCCCAGCUUCCAACUGGCGGACCAGUUGAGGAAGAAUGGCCCGAGAGUGUGCCUGUCAAGAAGUCCAAGAAGGAUAAGAAGAAAAAGAAGAAGUCCAUGGCCGAAGAGGAUUUCGAUCUUGCAUCUGGAACCGCCACCCCGAUGGAGACAACCAUUGAAGACACCGAGGAGGACGUGACACAUGCUGACAAUGCUACCACUACCAACAGAUCUCUGGCCUCUGAUAAGAUGGUUUUAGAGAUCCCACCGGCCGAGCAUCCUGUGGAAGCGUCACUUGAGGGCGACUCUGCAGAAGCCUUAGUGCAGAAGGAAGCAAGGUCUUCACCUGCGCAUGAGGGCCCGCGGGAGCAUUCUUCAGCACCGACGGUCGAGGACCAGCCCCAACCAUCAACCGAGUCCAAAUCUCUUGACCUUGAGACCGAGAAGAGCCCGGAAGACACGCCUGCUGCCGAGGAGCCAUCAGAGUUCGUAGUCAAAAAGUCCAAGAAAGACAAGAAGAAGAGAAAGUCUACCUUGGUUGAGCUCGAACCUAUCGUCCCAGCUGCUGAAAAACAAGGUACCGCGUCGGAAAGCACUGCCGCCAAUUCAAUCGAAGAGCCCAGCACUGCAGAGCCUAUCAUUGAGAGCUCGGCCGUCGAGCCUGUAGAGGAAACGGUCCUGCCUGCUGAGGACUCGCCCGAGGCAUCAACUUCGAAGAAGGGUAAGAAGAACAAGAAGAAGCAGUCUCUCUCAGUUGAGCCCGAGGUUGAGACCACUCGCACAGAGCCCGAGAUCAUCUCCGAUGCGCAGGCGGCUUCGGUGGUUCACGAGACCCAACCCACAGUUGUCCUCUCACAAGAUGACCAGCCUGAGCAACCAAAGGAAUCAGACGAACCAAUGAGCACUCUGGGCCUUGAACCCAAGCCGAAUGUUCUGGACAGCCAGCCUGAUGCUGCAUCUUCGAUUCAGCAAGAAUCCGUCGCUCCCAUCUCAUCUGAGAGACUCUCCGAGGAUCCUUACGAUCAACUCCGUCCAUCCGAAACGCCUGACGUCGUGGCCAAGCCAGAGGUCGUGCCCUAUACUGGCCUUGCUGAUUUCGCACCUGCGAAGAAGAACAAGAAGGACAAAAAGAAGAAGCGACAGAGCCUGGCAUUUGACGACGCUGAACACGAGUCGCCCUUGGCAUCUGACACGGCAAUAUCCAAGCUUGAGUCGACUGAGCAGCAGGAUAUCGAACCAACACUGGGUCGCCAGUCUCCAAUUGAAGAGCUUGCCUCGAGAACCGGAGACUAUGUUGCGACCGACAAGCCGGCAUCGACAGAUGACAAUAUCGCAGCGGACAGGUCCCUCGAGUCCACAGGUGCUCAUCAGCCUCUGUCCACUUCCGAUGCAUCAGCAAGCCCCGACAAGAUGGAUGCCUUGACCCCUGACCACCACCGAGACCUCGACCAACCCCAGACAACAGUUGAGAACGCACCGGCUGCUGAACCUACAUCGGAGAAGGCAAUCGGAAAUGAGACAUUCCCUGAUGAUACCCUGGUGGAUCCGGUCUUGCCCAGCGCUCCAUUGGACGUAACCGAGCAGGACGACAUGCGGAGCUUUGAGGAACCAAGCGUACCAAUUAUCCUGAAGAAUAUGUCCCCUGAGGAGCCUGAAGAGACAUUUGGUCUCGAGAAGUUCAAAAAAGACGACAAAAAGCGCGACAGCCAGGUGCAGCUCGACGAGCCGGCCACGCCCUCUCUCGAGACCACAGAACCCUCUGAACAGGCGACUAUCAUCGAGCCAGCGCCUGAUGUCAUCCCUGAGGGAAUAUCUCAGGAACCCGGCGAGGUUGAUGUUGCGCCGCAAGAACCAUUUGCGGAGGAGCUCGUCUCCAAGAAGUCGAAGAAAGACAAGAAGAAGCCCAAGCGGCUUUCUUUUGCGGAAGAACCAGCAACGUUCCUCGAGGAGCAGACGAGCGCCCCAGCCCUACCCAUAAUUGAGAGCGGUCAUAACCCAACGAAGACAUCAGAGAACUUUGCCGACACCACCACUGACGCUGAUGUUGCCAAGACCUCGUUUCCUUUGGAAGACGUACUUCAUCAGACAACCAGUAUAGUCGAACCAGAAUCAACGCCUCAACCCAUCAUUGCUGGUGAUGAUGAAUGGGACAUCCCCGCACCCAAAAAGUCGAAGAAGGGCAAGAAGGGCAAGAAACAGUAUACAACUCUGGACCGCUCACCCAUCAGCACCAACUUACAGUCGGAACAAGAACCGUUUGUGCCUGGGCCCGGCCCAUCUGAAAAUGCGACAGGCCAGGUUGAGUAUUUCGACAGUGCACCGCGCGAUAUCACUCGAAGCCCUUCAGCGCCACCGCCUCCAGAGACCGCAUCUGCCCUCGAAUCUCCUGCAGACAUUGUUCCCGAGCCUACCAAUGUCAAUACCCCAUCGCCUACGUCGAACAAGUCAGUGGACAUCGAUCUCACUCCCGCACAAGAGACCAGCACCGUCGUUCACGAACUGCCUUUUGAUCAGCCAAACAAGCGCAAGAAGAUGAAGACGAGAGAGUUAUCCGACACUCUUCUCCCAGAGCCGAUCAUUAGCUCUCGAGACGUUGCUGCUGCGUACUUUGAUGACCACAAAACCCCUGUAGAGGGCAUCAGCAAAGCUGGAGAUGAACUCCCUACCCCUGAAGCCGACGUACCUCGUGAGCAAGAGAUUUCUGGGCCGACCGCGGGCAAAGAUGAGUCUCUUCGGGAAUCAGAACCGGCCACGUCUCUGGACAUCGCUGCUUCGUACAUGGAGCACAAGUAUGACCAUAAGCCGGUUGAACCUGUUCAGCAAAGCAUACCAGAGAAGAAGGCAUCCGAGUCGUUGGGCAUUGGCGCCGCAGUAGGGGCAGCAGCAGUUGCUGCUGGUGCUGCAGCCCUUGCCAGCAAGUCUAGCAGUAAGAAGAAGAAGGGAAAGAAAUCAAAGUACGAGGAUAUACGCGCGGCGCAAGAGGAAGACAUGUUCGAUGAACCUUCUCUCUGGGAAGGUGCCGAUAGAAAAGAUGUCAACGAAAUUGCAACCAAGGAGGUGGAGGACUUUUGGGGCGGCGGUGAGGAUGCUGCUGAUGACCACAUGCCGGAGCCAUCAGCCAGGACGAGCAUGGCGGCGGACGACGUCUUUGGUCCCUCGCUUCAAAGAAAGGAGGACAUUCCGAGCCAAACACAGGAGACCAUUUUCCAUGAACAAAAGCCCGGCGCGUCUCCAGCAUCACGAAGCUUGGAAGAAGACGUAUCGAAAGGAACGACACAGGAGAAAGACAAGGCGAAGGAUGUUUUGAGUCUCGUAGCACCGCUCAAGGGAAAGGCUCAGGAUGACAACAUUGAGAGCCCGAUUCUCGGCAGAGAGAUCGGAGCAGAACAGGCAAGCGAGUCUACAGGCAUGACGACACAACAGCGCUCAUUGAGCCGAGGCGCAAAAACACCCAUGAAGAAUACUAUGGUCAGCGAGAUGGACGAAGCCGUCGACCGUGGGUUCGAGGCCGAGGCCCGUCGCGACCUAUUCGUUGGACGUUCUCCAAACAGCCCUGAGCGGACCUUCGAGAUGAGCGGUUUCCGGAGCCCGGUGCCGAGCAUCUUGCCGCCUGUUCAGGAGGAAGGUCACGAUGGGAGCGAUCUCGAACCUCGAUUGUUGUACAGACCUGCUUCUCGCACAACCACGGGCUCACCGGACCCAACCCGAGACAGCGGGUUUGUACCCAGCUCGCCUCACCCGCUCAGAAAGGGCGGGUUCGACAAUGAAGAGCAGCGAGACAGCGGCAUUCACCUUCGGGACUGGCAGGGACAAAGAUCACCAGUCCGGGAUGGGCGCGGGACUCCCGAGUUGAGGGUUCAUAGAAGCGAAAGACGACGAUCUCGAGAGCUGGAGAGAGCGAAGUCCCCAGAAAAAGUGUCAGUGAUUGACGGAGAGGCUCGCGAUCACCCACUUUCCAGGACGCCAGUACUACGAGAACCUGCAGCACGGGAGCUAACUCCAGAGCCGCAAAAGUACAAACGGGGCAUCAGCCCGGAGCUCGAGAGACGAAGAAACAAGUAUCAGGACCUGGCGUCGGCUGCCUUGGCUGGUGCAGCAAUCAGCAGCACUGUCUCGUCACCACGCAGCACUCCCCCACCAGGUAAUCGCAGCGUUUCCGACAGGGUCGCACGGCUGCAGCCGUCAGCGCCUACAGAGCCUGUAGCGCGCAGAUCCAUGUCCAACAGCAGCCUGUCACGGCACCGACGGGCCAUGGGGACGCCAACGCCAGAACCACUAACGUUGCGGCCUGAGAGCCCAGGCAUCAAACGUUCAGGCAACGCCACCCCGCCUCUUCGCCGGGUCGACAGGCGUGUAAGCGGAGACCUGCGAUCCAUCAGCCAACGAAGUCAGCUUGACCUCAACAAGGACCCGACCAGCUCCUCCAACACCCCCGUCGCCAACGAAGGUCGUGUCCGUACUAAGGACAUGGCCGACGUCUUUGAUGGAUUCGGUGAAGGCCGCAUCGGCUCUCCCCGAUCGCCUACCCGACCACACAGCAUGCGGCGUCGCCAGAGCAUGCAAGUCCUCGAGCUCGAGUCUCGCGUCGAACAAUUGAUGGCCGAGAACCGGAUGCUCACAGACGCCAAAUCCCACGCCGACUCUCACAACAGCAACAGAGCCUCUGGUAUUCUGGCAGAGCGCGAUGCCGAAAUCGACGUCCUCAAGCAAUCGCUCGAAUUUCUACAAAAGGAGGUCGCCCGGUUGACAGAGGUCAAUGAGGGCUUGAACAGCGCCAAUACCCAACUUGCUGCCCAACACAGUGAGCGAUAUCGGUCAUUGGAGACCCAGCACUCUGAAGCCUCCAGACAAUUGGAGCAAGUGCGCAACGAACAAAACCACUUCCAGGAGUCACUACUACAGAAGGAUGCCGAGAUUGGCCGGCUACGCUCCGAGCUCGAUGCGGCCAAGGACAAGAUUCGACAGAUGCAGCGCCAGAUCCUGGCUACCAAGGGCGCCGACAGCGAUUUCCUCAAUGUCAAGGACGUCGACCACUUUGACCAUAGAUGUCAGCAGCUCUGCUCUCACGUACAGCAGUGGGUUCUGCGCUUCUCCAAGUUCUCCGACAUGCGCGCCUGCCGCAAGACAAAUGAGAUCAACGACGAAAAGGUCAUUGACCGUCUCGACAACGCCAUCCUGGAUGGCACCGACGUGGACACUUAUCUCGGCGACCGUGUCAGGCGCCGAGAUGUCUUCAUGUCCAUGACGAUGAACAUGAUUUGGGAGUUCGUGUUUACUCGUUACCUCUUUGGCAUGGACCGCGAGCAGCGACAAAAGUUAAAGUCGCUGGAAAAGCUGCUGACCGAGGUCGGCCCUCCCCCGGCCGUCCGACAAUGGCGCGCCGUCACCCUGACGCUGCUUUCCAAGCGCCCCAGCUUCAAGCACCAGCGCGACCUCGACACCGAGGCCGUGGUCCAGGCCAUCUUCCAAACGCUGUCCAGGGUCCUCCCUCCCCCUUCCAAUCUGGAGGACCAGAUUCAAUCACAGCUGCGCCGCGUGAUGCGAGAGGCCGUCGACCUCUCCAUCGAGAUGCGCACACAGCGCGCCGAGUACAUGAUGCUCCCGCCGCUGCAGCCGGAAUACGACGCAGAUGGCGAACUCGCCGAGACCGUCACGUUCAACGCGGCGCUCAUGAACGAGCGCAGCGCCGAUAAGUCGGCCUCCAACGAGGCCCUCGAGGCCCAAAGCGCCGUCGUGCGCAUCGUCCUGUUUCCGCUCGUCGUCAAGAAGGGCGACGACGGCGGCAAUAACGACGACGAGAUUGUUGUGUGUCCUGCCCAGGUGCUGGUGGCUCGGCCCAAGGGCAAGUCCGUUAGGCUGUUCACGCCCGGGAGCGACGCUGGCGGUGCGUCGCUUGGCGGGCAGACGGCAGCCACGCGCAGCGAUCUCAGCAUGGGUACAUUUUUACCCGAUCAAGCCUCCAAUGUGCGGUAG
Molecule: messenger RNA, 24330 nt
Organism: Colletotrichum orchidophilum
Lineage: Eukaryota; Fungi; Ascomycota; Sordariomycetes; Glomerellales; Glomerellaceae
Exons: 4
Coding region: 1-24330 (8109 amino acids)
Source: RefSeq, a predicted model, not a curated record